Molecule: messenger RNA, 2344 nt
Organism: Cotesia glomerata
Lineage: Eukaryota; Metazoa; Arthropoda; Insecta; Hymenoptera; Braconidae
Exons: 9
Coding region: 333-2324 (663 amino acids)
Source: RefSeq, a predicted model, not a curated record
AUGUUAUGUGUGAUCUUGAAUUCUCUGAGAAAAGUACAAAGCACGUUUUAUAAGUAAAUAUGAGACAAAAGAUUCAUGGCUUUUAAGUCUUAUAUCUAUAGUAAAAUGAGUUAAAACAUGAUUGUUAUGUUCAUAUGGGAUUCCCAUUUAAGUAUUUUUCUGGUGACGUCAUUAUUUAUCAACAUAUGUAGCUGAUACAAGACACUUGUAACAGAAUUUCAGCGUCGUAGAGUUUGUCAAAGGCUUGAAUAAAUUUAAAGCUGAUAAUUGUGUAUAUAAUGCGUAAAUAUUUGGUGUAAAUAGACAUAGUUCAUAAGAAAUUGAAAUAAAAAAUGAAUUUAAAGCGACAAAUUGGUGUGUUUGUGUGCGCACUAUUGGUAAUUACAAUUACACCGGUUUCUGGAGAAAUAAACCCUGAAGCUUUGAUAAAAGUCGUCGAAUUUGGAUGGAAGGCAAUCAAAGCAAUUCUUAAAAUAGAAUCCUUCAUCAAAGACAAUAAAUUUCAAGACGAUGUAAUUGAUGCAUUAGGUGAGAUUCGCGAAAGCACUGCACGGAUUGAAUAUUUGAUAACCGACGAAGCUGAUCGCAUCAUCAGAGAGUUAUCGUUGAAAAUUGACAUGCAAAUCGUCCACAAGUUUGUUGAAACUGUUGAUCAAAUAAAUGAACGGUUUGAAAACAAAUUUUUGAAAUAUUUUAGCGGCAGUGAAACGUAUGAACCCGAGACAAUUGAAAGUUAUAUAAAUGCAACAAUUGAUGAGUCUAAAUUCAGGAAAAUAUUGUCUAAGAUACGAGAGUUUGCUGUACCUAGGAAUUUUAAACCCGGCUUAUUUGAAAUACUACAUAAUUAUUUGGAAUUAAAAGCCAGUCAUGUUCGUGAUUGCGACGAAGGAGAAUCAGCAAGUGAUCAAAUCUUCUCAGUGUUUAAUCUUGCGAUGACUGGAGUAAUGAAAGGAUACUCUAUGGUGACCCAUGCUUACAAAUAUCUUCAAUUGCAUUCCGCAAGUCCUAAUACAACAUACAAGUGUGAAAUGCGAGACGCUUUAGAGGAAUUUCAAACGACGGUUCAUCAGGUCGCCAGAGCUGCGCGAAUUAUCACGGAAAUUGAAUCUAGAUCAAUUCGUCGAUGUGAUCCUGAAAAAUUUGAAGAAGGUGAAAAUUAUGAAAGUUACCAAUUCUUGACAACUUUUGUUACCAAUGAUUAUAUAUUAAGCAAUAGAAAAUACAUUAUAGACGGUCUUUAUACAAAUCAACGAACAGCUGCAUUUUGCGAUGGGGAUAUUUAUGAUAAAAUAUAUGAAGCAUGGUCUUUAGGAGCUUGUCUGGCGCCAGUGAAUAGCAAACGACGCUAUAACUACGUAUCAGUAUUGGGAGGAGAUUUUUACUAUUAUAACAAAGGUCGUGAAACUGAAGACUGUGAAAUCGAUUAUGGAUUGAAUCAUUCUAAAUGGCAGUGGCACUAUUACUUCUACAGAUACAUUUGUGAAGAGCCUGAUUAUAGUCGAAAAGCUGCUUAUUUUAAUACUACAGCACAAUACUCUGACUUCAAUAAUAAUCGAGUUAUAACAGGGAUUCGUUUGGUUACUAAAUUGUCAAUAACGUAUUUUGAAAUUCAACAGGGAGUUCUUGUGAAUGGUACUAUUGACAACACUACUGUCGAGUGGGAUGAUAGAGUCACUAGACACCUAGACUAUUACGAAAUCAAUCACCUCUUCCCUUCUUAUACUAAUGGCGAUUUAGUUAGACUCACUUAUAACUUGAGAUCUUUGAAUUUAGAUGAUGUAGAUUUACCAGCUGGAAUGGUUGCCGUUGGUGUUCAAUUUAAACUUGUGAAGAAUCGAUUGACAUUUCAAGUAGCGGGCAUGCGAGUAGUUGACGAAUCAGGACAAUUUGUUUCUUCAUCAACAGUAGAAUGGUUCAGCAAAAAUAAUUCUAAUAGAACUGAAUUAAAAAUAGGUGAUCUUGAUAUUCCAACAUUCAGUAACAAACCGAAUUUAGAAUUAAGCAAACAAGGAAAAGAAUUCGUCAAGUUCCAAAUGUCCAGUUGGAAUAUAGACGGUAGUCAGACGUUGUAUCCUUUUAUAGAUUUACAAAAUGUCAUUACUCAUCCACCAGCACCAAUUGGAGGUAUUGGGUUAUUUUACAAAGGCCAACAAGGAUUUGGAGGAUUCAUUGCUCCAAAACUCAUAAGUCUUAAUACUACUAUUUUAAUGAGUGAUGAGUAUUUGAAUAAUAUUUUUAAUGACACCGCCACAAUUGAUUUCUUCGAGCGCUUGGGAGAUUGUUUAAAUCAAAAUUUUAUAGAAUAUAAUGUCAUAUUUACAUAAAAUAAUAUAAUCUAGUUUGU